AUGAAAGAGACGCCAAAGAAGGACAUUCCCGGUUCCCCAAAAAUCCCAUGGAACUCAUCUUCUCGAAAAGGGACCUCCUCCUCUUCGUCCAUUUCAAAGAAAACCAACCCCGCACUGAACACGUCUGACGCUGACUCUAGACGCCACCGAGAACUGCGUAAUCUUUUAUCAGAUGCAACCUCUGGGCCCCAGCGAAAACGGCGCUUGUACAAAGAAGAAAUAAUUGGACCGAUGAGCUAUGAGAGUGAAAUUGUGCGAACACGAGCGACAACAACAGUGCGACCAAAGGACGAUGUGUUCAUCUCUCUCUCUCUCACUCACUCUCUUUCAAUUUCUCUUUUUUCAGUUUUCCUCUUUUUUAAUUACUUUCUUUCUUACUAUAUCUUCUUUUCAGUUUAUCUCUCUUUCAAUUACUCUCUUUCUCUCUCUUACUUUAUCUUCCUUUCAGUUCCUCUCUCUUUCAAUAAGUGUCUCUCUUACUUUAUCUUUCAGUUUCUCUCUCUUUUAAUUACUUUCUCUUACUUUAUCUUCCUUUCUGUUUAUCUCUCUUUUAAUUACUUUCUCUCUCUCUCUCUCUCUCUCUCUCUCUCUCUGUAUCUUACUUUCGUUUCCUUUCAGUUUCUCUCUCUUUCUAACUUUAUCUUCUUUUCAAUUUCUCUCUCUUUCAAUAUAUCUUUCUUUCAGCCAUUUUUCUCUCUUUCAGUUUUUUCAUUUCAGACUCUCUCUCUCUCUCUCUCUCUCUCUCUCUCUCUAUAUAUAUAUAUAUAUAUAUAUAUAUAUAUAUAUAUAUAUAUAACCCCGCUUUCAUACUUCUCUUUAAUUCAAUGUCUCUCUUUCACUCUAUCAUUCUGUCAUUUUCUCUCUCUCUCUCUCUCUUCCAGUCUCUUUUUCAAUUUUGCUUUUAUCAAUAUCUAUUCGUUUCCAUUUGUUUACCUCUCUUUCUCUUCCUUUCAGUUUUUUUCUCUCUCUAAAUUCCUCUUUCUUUUAAAGUCUCUCUUCCACUUUAACUUUCUGUCAAUAUCUCUCUUUUUCAAUUUCUUUCUUACAGUCCCCCGCUUUCCUUUAUUUCUUUCCCUCUCUUUCUCUUCCUUCCAGUCUCUCUCUCUCUCUCUCUCUCAUUCUCUCUUUCCUCUAGUGUCUCUCUCUUUCUUUCAGUCUCUCUCUCUUUCAAUUUCUCUCUUUUCCAGUCACUCUCUUUUUCAAUUUCUCUUUCUUCCAGUUUCUCUCUUUCCUCUAGUGUCUCUCUCUUUCUUCCAGUUUCUCUUUUACUCUCUCAAUUUCUCUUUCUUCCAGUCUCUCUCUGUCUCGCAAUUUCUCUUUCUUCCAGUUUCUCUAUCUUUUUCAUUUUCUCUUUCUUUCUGUCUCUCUCUCUCUCUCUCUCUCUUUCAUUUUCUCUUUCUUCCAGUUUCUCUCUCAAUUUCUCUUUCUUCCAGUCUCUCUCUCUUUUUCAUUUUCUCGUUCUUCCACUCUCUCUCUCUCUUUCAUUUUCUCUUUCUUCAAGUUUCUCUCUCAAUUUCUCUUUCUUCUAGUCUCUCUCUCUCUCUCUCUUUCAAUUUCCCUUUCUUUUAUCUCUCUCUCAAUUUCUCUCUCUUCCAGUCUCUCUCUCUUUUUCAUUUUCUCGUUCUUCCACUCUCUCUCUCUCUCUUUCAUUUUCUCUUUCUUCCAGUUUCUCUCUCAAUUUCUCUUCUUCUAGUCUCUCUCUCUCUCUCUCUUUCAAUUUCCCUUUCUUUUAGUUUCUUACUCUCUCUCUCUCUCUCUCUCGCUUUCAAUUUCUCUUUCUUCCAGCUUCUCUUUCUCUCAAUUUUAUUCUCUUCCUGUUUCUCCCUUUCAUUUUCUCUCUCUUUCAGUCUCUCUUUUUCGUUUUCUCUCUCUUUCAGUCUCUCCCUUUCAUUUUCUCUCUCUUUCAGUCUCUCUCUUUCGUUUGCCCUUUCUUCCGUCUCCUCCUUUACUUUAUCUCUUUUACUUUUAUCAGUUUCUCUCUUUUUCUAUGUUCUCUUUUUUAAUUUUUUCUUUCGCCUUCUCGGGUGUUUCAAAACAAUUUCACUCGACCGAUAUUCCUGCUUUCCCCAGGUUACCUAUACGGCCAUUGUUUUUAAUAAAACUCUUCAAUUAUUCCUUGAUGAAUAA
Messenger RNA from Acanthosepion pharaonis, 2127 nucleotides. The record is from the annotation of a GenBank genome assembly. Lineage: Eukaryota; Metazoa; Mollusca; Cephalopoda; Sepiida; Sepiidae.